Messenger RNA from Striga hermonthica, 3777 nucleotides. Lineage: Eukaryota; Viridiplantae; Streptophyta; Magnoliopsida; Lamiales; Orobanchaceae. The record is from the annotation of a GenBank genome assembly.
AUGGAUUCAAAGGACGACCCGAACGCCGGAGCCCACCGCCACAACACGGCGACCGAUAAUUCCGACACCAUCGCCGUGCAGAAGAAGCGGGCGCGCAGAGUGAGCUUCGCCGAGACCACGUCGGUCCGUCUCUUUAACCGCGACGACGAGGAGGAUGUGAGUCCUAUGGUUGAAACUGCCCGAGUUAGGGACGGUUCACCCGGAGAAUCCAGAUUCGGGCGGCUGUCGGAGCCUUACAUGGUGUUUGGCGGCGAGGACGGCGACAAUGACAACGACGAAGAUGAAUAUAUGCGCCGGUCGUUUUUGCGCCCGGAUGGAUCCCCUUCUCCUGGUGGGAGCACGUUUGGGUCUGCUUCGUCGAAUGACGAAGAUGAUUUAUUUGGUCCCGUAUCAGCCAAUUUUAUAAGGCCUGGGCGGUUGUAUGACUCUGAAGCUUCGGAUGAUAACCAUGAUGUUACAAUGGACUCAACAGCUUUCUCUAUGCAUUUUCAGAGUCUUGUUAGAUCAGAAUCGGGGAUAGACCUAAAGACACCGACUGGGAGUCAACUAUAUUUUGAAGAGAAAACACCGAAGAAUGAAAAUACAGGAAGCUCCAUGACCUUUGCUUUGGGUAAAAAGGCACUCCUUGAAUCUUCUCGGGCUGUCACAGAAGUCAGUGGCAGUCACAACUCCAAUGAUAUGAGUCUUGUUGGGGACAACCCCAGAAAGUAUGACUACGAGAAAUUAUCACCAGGAUUGGAUGCUCUUCUGGCUGAGAGCCGGAAAGACUUGCUUCAUGGUAGUGUAUCUGACGAUAUCGUUACUUCACCGUCACCUAAACCCAAGGAAGCUGAGGUUUUGCCUUCAAUUGAUCAUGGUGAUAGUCUUAUCAAUCCAAGCUGUAUUGAUCUUCCUGAUGAUGAAACUGCUGCUUGCAUUGAGGCUGGUGAGACUAAUGGGCAUGCUGAAAUUUCUGUACGUGCCAGCUCUCCUGUAAAAAAUUCACGCAAUGCUGCAGCAUGCAACAGAGAUAAUGAUGAGGGAAUCAAGUCGCCGUAUCUGUUGAGUAAAAAUGGAUCAGAAACCCCAUUGGCAUCUGAAUAUUCUCCCAUCAAUCAACAAAAUGCUCUGACUACAGUGUCUUCAGUUAAACAGAGGGAACUGGCAUCUCCCUUGACGAAACCUGGUUCCAUGCCUAGAAAUGGAAGUUUAGAACAUCAAAAUACCCAGACAUCUAUCCAGAAAAGCAUUUCCAAUCUGGAAUUGCUUGAGAGAUCUGCAUUAUCUUCUGCAUUCAGUGCAAAAGUUGACAAUUCCUUUGUUAAGACGCUGGAUUUUUUCAAAUCCCCAACUUUUGACCCUCUUUUGGGAAACACACGUCAUAAUUCCAGAAUCAAUUUUGAAGAUUCAAUAAAUGAAGAUAAACUUGACAGUGUUCAUCAGAGUAACAAGAGUAGUUAUGCUCGCAGCAGGGAUCGUGCUAGGGCUGAGACUCGGGAUCACAUCAGUGAUGAAAAUCAUGUUGAUAAACAUCUUGGUCAAAUAGUGGGUGGAAAAUCGCCUAAAGAGUUGAGGACCGAGGAUGUUUCUAAAGAUCAAAUAAAAUUUGGGAGAACUGUUUCUUCACCAUCUAAGAUAACUUGGUCCGGAGGAAACUUGGGUUGUAGUUUGUUUACAACCGAAUGUUCUAAAGAGGAUGCCGUAAUGACUGAAACUGAGUCCUUAUUGGCUGUGAUCGCUUCAGGUGAUGGUGGAAAAGGAUUUGUUACUUCUGAAUUUGUUGCUUCUCCAGUCAGAAGGCUGGGGAACAAAUUGUCAGCUUCACUAAUUCCUUCAUCCACACAAACUAAAGAUUUAUUUCUACAAAACCAUCUCAAACAAAUGCGAGACUUCCAUAAAAAAGAUUUAAGCCCAGGGAGAAAUUUUGCGAAUGCGAAACUCUCGACUGGAGUUGAUAAUCUGGAUUUUGAUGUUGAUGGGAAAAAAAACUUGAUUGAAAAACAAGCAACUGAUGUUGAAGUUGACCUGUAUAACGGGAAGGAAAUAUUUGGAACCACCGAUUACUUUUGUUCUCCUGCUAAGGAAAAAAGAUUGUAUAUAUUGAAUCCUGAAGAUCAGUAUGCAAAUAACCUGGCUAGGAAGGGCAUAUCCAGGAAUGAGGAUAACCUACCUGAAAGUUCCAGAGCGGGUUCCAAUGAGCCUGUUUCUUCAUCUGCCCGUGGAGAUCUAAAUGAGUCGAGAUUUCUGAAGCUGGACUUCUGUACAGCCACUACCUCAACAAAGGAGCUUGAUGCUGAACAGCUCUCUGGAACACCCUCCCCAAAAACCACCAAAUUGAGUGGUAGACCAGGAGAGUUAGAGGCAGGCAAGAGAAAUUUGGAAUUAUUGCUGAGGGACACUAGACACCGAGAUGAAAUGACCUCAAUGCAGAGGAGUCCCAAAGUUCAGAAAGUAGGAAAAUCAUAUUCAGAGAAAACAUUUAAUCUGGAUGAAGAUAGAACAACAUUAACUAUCCAUGAAAGGAAGAAGUGGAAUGAUAUAUAUUCUAAAUUCUCAGAGGAUCUGAAGUAUUUAUUAUCUGGAUCAUUUGAUAAUCUUAACCGUGAGAUGAUUGAUGCGCUUGAAGAUGCCUUGGUGUACCAUCAGCGGUCAAAAGUAUAUGAGAUGCUUCACGAUGGUGUUUUCCCACAGGUCUGCUUGCACUUUAUGAUACUUGAAAUAUACAAAAUGGCUGAAACAAAUUUACUCGUGCAUCGUGUUGUGUUUGAAAAGGCAAAGUUGCAGCUGAACCAUGUUAAGAAGGAGAGAUUGUUGAAAAGGUUACAGCUAUUGCGCUCUAGGCUUCAGGAGUCGCAAAAAUUGGGGGAAAAUAUUGCUUCACAGCCAUUGCAGACAUGCACAAGUGCUGUAGUUGAUGCUGUUGGUGAACAAACACUGUCUGUCAAUUUGAAGAAGGAACAUGAGAUUUGCCAAGAAAAGUUGACUGCAAUGAGACAGACCUUGGACACAUUGGAUAAAAAAAUUUCAAACUUGACGAAAACAUUUCAAACACGCUGCAAGAUAAAAGAUGAACCAAGCAGUGCUGACACAAUUGCCUUAGUUAAUAAACGCAUGACAGAGAAGGCGUCUUGCAAGCUCAUCCGUCUAGAAAUGCAGAUGUAUGUAGUACAAAGUGUGAGCAGUGUCAAUGGUCAGCACAAUGUUGUUCUCAACUACCUUGACUUCGUUACCCAGAGCAUAAAAAUCCUUGUUGGUCCGGCAUCAAGUGUCUCAAUUUCAUUUAUAUUGAAUGAGACCAACAUCAUUAAGAAUUUCCCAAAUAUGGAUGCUUGCGUAGCAUUUGCAUAUGUGUUUAAUACAGAGACUACUCGCAAGUACAUUGGCUCUAAAACUUUGCCACAGGAAACCCAAGUAACUAGUUCACUUCUGGGUAACCUGCUUGAUUUGGUUGAUGAGGUACAAUCAGCACAGAUGCUGCUUCCAGAUCUGACUCAAUCUAGUUUUUGUUCACCGUCUGCUGAGCAGCUUCAUCUCGUGCUGUGUUUCUUUAAUUUCACUUCUGGGCGGAAGGUGAAUCUCACUCUUGAUAUAUCUUGCUUGAAACGCGGAAUUUAUCCUUCUGAGAUUGUCCCACUUCAAUUGGUCUCGCCUGGAGACCGUGAAGUAGUUUUGUCCACUUCAACUCAGCCAAUCCUUGAUGACAUUAAGGAGGCAGUUAAGGAUGUUAAGACCGGUUACAAGAGAGUUUUACGUCUGUGCAAGUGUGUUUCCCAGGUGGUUCGAGCUUCAACUCUGUAA